AUCAGACUCAUGUCUACUGGUCUCUGCGUUCUAUGGGGUAACCUCUGUAGCCAGCUCCGUUUGGCACAAAGCUUUGGAGCAGCCUCUGGGAUGACCGCGCAGACUGAGCAUCACUGAGCAGACAGCCCGUCACAGGAGACAGCAUCACAUGGAAAUCUGCAAGGCCAGGGAAGACCUGGAUGCUGGAAUGGGGCUGGUGUGACCCUUGUGGCAGAGAUGAAUCACCAAAGGAGGAUCUACUGGCUGCGUUUGGGAGUCCUACUUAUUCUGUCCCUGGCCGUCAUAAAGUAUCUGUAUAAAAGCAGUCCCCCGCAGGUUUCAAAACCCGUUAUAGUGAAGGCCAAUGACCCUUUUUGGGGUGACAAGGUGGAAGCCAGGAUAGACCCAAUCAUCAAAGAGCUACCCCCGGAGCCACCUAAGGAGGAGCUGACAAAACCCGUGGCCAAGAAACAGACAGCAGUGCGCAAGGACUUUAGUAAGGUGCAGAUGCAACUGGUUCACCUCGACCUCAAGGGAGCUCCUCUGAAGAUUUCUUACUAUGAGCAGAUAUUUCCAUUGUUCUCCAAGCUGGGGGCCAACGGACUACUCAUUGAAUAUGAGGACAUGUUUCCAUUUACUGGAGAGCUGGAGAUCCUGAAGUCUCCGUAUGCUUAUAGUGAAGAGGACAUUGUAAAGAUAUUGCAUCUUGCUGAGAUAAAUAAUCUAGAAGUGGUACCCCUCAUACAAACAUUUGGACACGUGGAGUAUAUUCUGAAGCAUGACAAGUACAGAGCUCUGAGAGAAGUGGAUCGUUACCCCAACAGCCUGAACCCCCACUCCACAGAGUCUAUGCCCUUGCUGAAGAUGAUCUUGACACAGGUUCUUGACAAGCAUCCAAAGAGCAACUGGGCCCACAUUGGAGCAGAUGAGGUCUACCACCUGGGAGACGGACAGGAUUCCAAGUCCUGGCUGAACAAUAACAAAGGAGACCUGGGGAAGAUGUUCCUGACCCAUCUGAAGAACGUGGUGGACCUCCUGCACGCUCAAUACCCUGAGAAGAGUCUGCUCAUGUGGGAUGACAUGCUCAGAAAACUCAGUGUAGAAAGCAUUAGCGCUGCCGAAAUUACGCGGUUUGUGUCUCCUGUCCUGUGGCUGUACCAUACAAACUUCAACAUGGAGCAAACGGAAUCUUUUAUCUCCAAAUAUGAAAAGAGUGGAUUUUCCAGUAUUUGGUUUGCAAGUGCUUUUAAAGGGGCAUCCACCCCAAGCCAGAUUUGGACCCCGAUGGAUUUGCACAUGAAGAACCACCAGCAGUGGAAGAAGGUCAUUGAUGGGAUGAGCAAGUUCCCCAAAAUCCAUUAUAGUGGGAUAGCACUGACAGGGUGGCAAAGGUUCGACCAUUACUCUGUUCUGUGUGAGCUGCUUCCUGUCGCCAUCCCGUCCUUGGCAGUGUGUUUGAAAACCCUGAGAUAUGGUCAGUUCACAGAGGAAGCCAAAAAGGAGACCGCUCUCAUACUGGGCUUCAGCAAGAUUGAUGUAGAGAAGAACACCUGUGAUGGGAACGGGGCUUUUCCAGGAGCGGAAAUUUACAGCAUGGUGAGAAAAAUUCACACGGAAAUGAAAAAGAAGGUCCGGGAGAUCACGGAGGAUGAUGGUGACAUCAAUGCCUGGUUUUCCCGUUACCAAAGAAAACACCAGUUUGCAAAUCCACUUAAAAUGGAGGUGUUCAGUGCUAAAAUCUUAAAAGCCAAUGAGGAGUGGGAAUCUCAUAUACAAGCUCUCCGGACUCAGAUGGAUUCCAUCUUCUUCCCAGACACAGUGGAGGAAUGGAUGGAAGAAAAUGUCAACCCCAUCAUGGAUCAUCUGCGAGAGCUGUCCAAGGAUUUCCACGAGAUAUUGCCUUUAAAUGCCCGUCCCAAGGCCAUACCAAAGAAAUGAGCGCAUAUCCUUGGAUCGAUGGAGAUUUCAGCCAAUAGGACUUUGUUCAGAUUAUAAAGCAGGGAAAAGGGUAAUGUUCUGCAGAAUACCAGAUCAGCACAUUUUCACAAAAAAUCGAGUGCAUUAGUGUGCUAAAGAGUGUGUGGUAUCCCACCAUUGUUCUCAUCGAUGCUAUUGUCUAUGCACUGUGUGUAUGUGUAAGUCGAUAUCUCGAUCAAGCCUAUGCAUUUAAGCAGUAUAAGGCCAGGAGAUGUACGGUGUACAGUUACCACAGAAACCAUUCAGAAGAGAUCAUUCAGUUAAAGAUUGAAUCUGCUGAGCUGAAUUACCCAAGUCUCAUUGAGUAUUUCAUUGGCAAGACAUCCCCACCACUGCCCUGUUUCCAGCCAUCUUGGAACCCACGUUAUUUCUGCUACAACAGGAGUAUCCCUAGGUGUCCCCACAUUUUCUGAGCUCUGAUGUAUUCUCUAUAAUAAAACCGUUAAUUACAAAUGGAGCAAAGAGAGAAGGACCACCCUCAUAAAUGAUGCUACGGCAGGAGUUCAGAACUGGGCACUUCAAAGUCAGAGAUCUUUGCACUAAGGGACCCCUAAGGAAGUGUCCCCUGGAUGCUCAGAACUGGCCACUUCAAGUUCUGAGAUCUUUGCCGUUCAUAUCCCUAAGUAAAUAUCUCCUUGAAAUUUAAAACUGAGCACUGUCGGUUUAGAGAUCUUUGCACCUGAGAUCCCUACGAAACCAUAAAUUAAAGCUUCCCCAUUCAGGGCAAAGCAACGGGUUCUCUUGGUUGUUUUAACUUCCACCUACCCCCUAUCGUUUGCCUGCUGGGACCAUGAGUUAAAAGAUCUCUGUAAAUUACAUUUUAGUCUCGGCUUGAAUGAGAAAAUUGGCAGGUGACUUUUAGCUCAAUUGUAUUUAAAAAAAAACAAAUUGUUGGACACCUGCCACUUUAACUGUUUUGAUGACCGUGACCUGAAUUGUACUCUCUGUGGGUAACUGCACCUUGCACAUCACCUUUGCUCUUUGUAUUGCUUUAUUUUAAAUGUCUGAAUGUGAAUAUUUCUGUAUGUAAAAUUUAAAACCUUGAAAGCGGAAGUCUGUUUAAAAAAAAAACGCCUCUGGUCAGUC
Molecule: messenger RNA, 3042 nt
Organism: Rana temporaria (common frog)
Lineage: Eukaryota; Metazoa; Chordata; Amphibia; Anura; Ranidae
Product: hexosaminidase D-like
Exons: 15
Coding region: 217-1917 (566 amino acids)
Biological process (GO): carbohydrate metabolic process
Molecular function (GO): hexosaminidase activity
Source: RefSeq, a predicted model, not a curated record